CUCUCCCUCUCUCUCUGUCUCUCUCUUUUCUUUCUUUCUGAUGGGGAAGGGAGGGUGGUGACAAGUUAGAAACGCCUGCGGCAGGUCCCCGCCCCCAGGAUCAGGCUCCCCCUGCAAGGGGACGAUGCAAAGGUAAAAACACCUUGCUCCGCAGCAUCCAGACCUGGAGGGGCUGCGACCACGGGCCGAGCCCACCCAUUCCCCAGCCAAAGGACAGGCCCGCCGCUCUCCAUGGUACUGCGGAGAGCUCAGCUCCGCCCUUCUCUUUCAGAAGGACAGCACCCGGCGUCACGUAACCCAGCCUUCUCAGGCUCCACCACCGCCUUUUCCUUCCCAGCUCUUUCCCUCUCCUCCCCCUCCUCCUCCUUCUCCUCCUCCUCCUCCUGCUCCCCUCCGUUGCCUGUUCUCCCCUCCCGCACUCCUGGAGAUAGACGCUCAAGCCUGACGCCUCUGAAAAGGCAGCAGCAGUCGCCUUAUCCAUAGACCUCAGGAAAUUCGCUUUGACCGAUGCAUGCUUCAGGCUCUGGCUCAAGCUAAGGGGAAUAACCGGGCAGAUAUCUGGGUCCUUAAAAAAGACAAGAUACAAGCAAAGUGCAUCACCAACACACAGCCAAUUGAUGUGCUGUCAUCUUAGUUUGGCCCUGCAGAGGCGGAGAGAAAAGAAGAGGAGCUGUUCCGAUUUCCACAUCUAACAGCUUCUGGCUAUUUCGCAACUGCUGGGUUUGAGUCCUACUGUUGCUGUGGUUGAAAAGAAAAGUAAAAUCCAACUUGUGAGACCAUGCACAAGGAAUUAGGCUUGGCUGGAGCGAUGCUGAAGCCCAUGCUAUGACAGAAGAAGCUGGCCUUUGAACCUAUCGGGUUAGGAAGUGGUGCCCAAAGAGGCAAGCGUCCCUUUCUCCGUUCUGCUUUAAGACAACACAUCUGAAGGAGACACACUUGAGGCACUCACAAGCAUCCAAGGAUACUGGCUCACUGCUGGUUUCCUGCACUUUCUAGAGAAAAGUGUUUGCUUUUUAUUGACUCUCACUGCUUCCUUUUGGCCUGGUACCACUGGUGGAACCUGGCAGAUAAUGGGAUUUGAGGAGUUAAGUAUCUGUUGACACCACAGAUGCUCUUAAAUUAGUUAAUCAGACUCAAAUGGGUCAGUGCUUUCCCUUGAUCUUUUGUUGAAGCCUUUUCCAGAACGUUGCCUCCAAAGUGCAUCCUCCCUUUGGUCUGGAAGUUCUGUGGCUACCCUGUACCACUGGGGUCAACGUUUUUCAGUUGGAAGAGGACUACAGGGAGAGAGGGAGGGGUUAUUGGAAGAAGAAGAAGAAAAAAAGAACUAAAUAAAGGCGGGCACAUCCGUCCCACUCCCGCCUUUCCCCUUACCUUUCUGUGUCUCGGGACCCUUAUUUCUUCGUCACGGUGUCCAGGACCAUUUUGACCCUGUCGGCCCCGGCACCCCCCCGCCGCACCCCAGCCCCGAGCAUGGGGACGGCGCUGCUUCAGCGCGGGGGCUGCUUUCUUCUGUGCCUCUCGCUGCUGCUCCUGGGCUGCUGGGCGGAGCUGGGCAGCGGGCUGGAGUUUCCGGGCGCCGAGGGCCAAUGGACGCGCUUCCCCAAGUGGAACGCCUGCUGCGAGAGCGAGAUGAGCUUCCAGCUCAAGACGCGCAGCGCCCGCGGCCUCGUGCUCUACUUCGACGACGAGGGCUUCUGCGACUUCCUAGAGCUGAUCCUGACGCGCGGCGGCCGCCUGCAGCUCAGCUUCUCCAUCUUCUGCGCUGAGCCCGCGACGCUCCUGGCCGACACCCCGGUUAACGACGGCGCCUGGCACAGCGUGCGCAUCCGCCGCCAGUUCCGCAACACCACGCUCUUCAUCGACCAGGUGGAGGCCAAGUGGGUGGAGGUCAAGUCCAAGCGCAGGGACAUGACGGUGUUCAGCGGCCUUUUCGUCGGGGGGCUGCCCCCGGAACUGCGCGCCGCUGCGCUCAAGCUCACCCUGGCCUCCGUGAGGGAGCGGGAGCCCUUCAAAGGGUGGAUUCGUGACGUGAGGGUCAACUCCUCACAGGUCCUGCCCGUGGACAGCGGCGAGGUGAAGCUGGACGACGAGCCGCCCAACAGCGGUGGGGGAAGCCCGUGCGAGGCGGGCGAGGAGGGCGAGGGCGGGGUGUGCCUCAACGGAGGCGUGUGCUCCGUGGUGGACGACCAGGCCGUGUGCGACUGCUCGCGAACCGGCUUCCGCGGCAAGGACUGCAGCCAAGAAGACAACAAUGUGGAAGGUCUGGCGCACCUGAUGAUGGGCGACCAAGGUAAAAGUAAAGGAAAAGAAGAAUAUAUUGCCACGUUCAAGGGAUCUGAAUACUUCUGCUACGACUUGUCUCAAAACCCCAUUCAAAGCAGCAGUGAUGAAAUAACUCUGUCAUUUAAAACCCUUCAGAGGAAUGGACUGAUGCUUCACACUGGGAAAUCAGCUGAUUAUGUCAAUCUUGCCCUGAAAAAUGGAGCUGUCUCUCUGGUCAUUAAUUUGGGAUCAGGGGCCUUUGAAGCACUAGUGGAGCCUGUGAAUGGAAAGUUUAAUGAUAAUGCCUGGCAUGAUGUGAAAGUCACCAGGAAUCUGCGUCAGCACUCAGGCAUUGGACACGCUAUGGUGACAAUAUCAGUGGAUGGGAUUCUUACCACAACGGGCUACACGCAAGAAGAUUAUACCAUGCUGGGGUCUGAUGACUUUUUCUAUGUUGGAGGCAGUCCCAGCACAGCCGACCUUCCAGGGUCACCAGUCAGUAACAACUUUAUGGGCUGUCUCAAAGAGGUUGUGUAUAAAAAUAAUGAUGUGAGGCUGGAAUUAUCUCGACUUGCCAAGCAAGGAGAUCCUAAGAUGAAGAUCCAUGGAGUGGUGGCAUUUAAAUGUGAGAAUGUUGCAACUUUAGACCCAAUCACCUUUGAAACCCCAGAGUCUUUCAUCUCUUUGCCUAAAUGGAACGCAAAGAAAACAGGCUCCAUAUCAUUUGAUUUCCGUACAACAGAACCAAAUGGCCUCAUCUUAUUUAGCCAUGGCAAGCCAAGACAUCAAAAAGAUGCCAAGCACCCACAGAUGAUAAAGGUGGACUUCUUUGCUAUUGAGAUGCUAGAUGGCCACCUCUACCUCCUCCUGGACAUGGGGUCAGGUACUAUAAAAAUAAAAGCCCUGUUGAAGAAAGUGAAUGAUGGAGAAUGGUAUCAUGUGGAUUUCCAAAGAGAUGGACGGUCAGGUACCAUUUCUGUCAACACAUUGCGUACUCCCUACACUGCUCCUGGUGAGAGUGAGAUUCUGGACCUGGAUGAUGAGUUGUACCUGGGGGGCCUGCCAGAAAAUAAAGCUGGCCUUGUCUUCCCCACCGAGGUGUGGACUGCUCUGCUCAACUAUGGCUACGUGGGCUGCAUCAGGGAUUUGUUCAUCGAUGGCCAAAGCAAAGAUAUCCGGCAAAUGGCUGAAGUUCAAAGUACAGCUGGAGUGAAGCCCUCCUGCUCAAGGGAAACAGCAAAACCGUGCCUUAGCAACCCUUGCAAAAACAAUGGCAUGUGCAGGGAUGGGUGGAACAGAUAUGUCUGUGAUUGUUCCGGAACAGGCUAUCUUGGCAGGUCAUGUGAGAGAGAGGCAACGGUUUUGAGCUAUGAUGGGAGCAUGUUUAUGAAAAUUCAGCUCCCUGUAGUCAUGCACACGGAGGCUGAGGAUGUUUCCUUACGGUUCCGAUCCCAGCGUGCAUAUGGCAUUCUGAUGGCAACCACUUCUAGAGACUCUGCUGACACCCUCCGCCUGGAGCUAGAUGCAGGACGUGUGAAACUGACGGUCAAUCUAGAUUGUAUCAGGAUUAACUGUAAUUCCAGCAAAGGUCCCGAGACUCUUUUUGCCGGCUAUAACCUCAAUGAUAACGAGUGGCACACAGUGCGUGUAGUUCGGCGUGGAAAAAGUUUAAAGUUAACGGUGGAUGACCAACAGGCCAUGACAGGUCAAAUGGCAGGUGAUCAUACUAGGCUGGAGUUCCAUAACAUAGAGACUGGCAUCAUCACAGAACGACGGUAUCUUUCUUCUGUCCCCUCCAACUUCAUUGGACACCUGCAGAGCCUGACAUUUAAUGGAAUGGCAUACAUUGAUCUGUGUAAAAAUGGCGACAUAGAUUACUGUGAGCUCAAUGCCAGAUUUGGCUUCAGGAACAUCAUAGCAGAUCCUGUCACCUUCAAGACCAAAUCGAGCUAUGUUGCCUUAGCUACCUUGCAAGCCUACACUUCUAUGCAUCUUUUUUUCCAGUUCAAGACAACAUCCCUAGAUGGACUAAUUCUAUAUAACAGUGGGGAUGGAAAUGACUUUAUUGUGGUUGAAUUAGUUAAAGGGUACUUACAUUACGUGUUUGAUUUGGGAAAUGGUGCUAACCUCAUCAAAGGAAGCUCAAAUAAACCUCUCAAUGACAAUCAGUGGCACAAUGUGAUGAUAUCAAGGGACACCAGCAACCUCCACACUGUAAAGAUUGACACAAAAAUCACAACGCAAAUCACCGCCGGAGCCAGGAACUUAGACCUCAAGAGUGACUUAUAUAUAGGAGGAGUAGCUAAAGAAACAUACAAAUCCUUACCAAAACUUGUACAUGCCAAAGAAGGCUUUCAAGGCUGCCUGGCAUCAGUUGAUUUAAAUGGACGGCUUCCGGACCUCAUCUCAGAUGCUCUUUUCUGCAAUGGACAGAUCGAGAGAGGAUGUGAAGGCCCCAGCACAACCUGCCAAGAGGACUCAUGUUCCAAUCAAGGUGUGUGCUUGCAACAAUGGGAUGGCUUCAGCUGUGACUGUAGUAUGACUUCCUUCAGUGGACCACUCUGCAAUGACCCUGGGACAACGUAUAUCUUUAGCAAAGGUGGUGGACAAAUCACGUAUAAGUGGCCUCCUAAUGACCGACCCAGUACACGAGCAGACAGACUGGCCAUAGGGUUUAGCACUGUUCAGAAAGAAGCAGUAUUGGUGCGAGUGGACAGUUCUUCAGGCUUGGGUGACUACCUAGAACUGCAUAUACACCAGGGAAAAAUUGGAGUUAAGUUUAAUGUUGGGACAGAUGACAUUGCCAUUGAAGAGUCCAAUGCAAUCAUUAAUGAUGGGAAAUACCAUGUAGUUCGUUUCACGAGGAGUGGUGGCAAUGCCACGUUACAGGUGGACAGCUGGCCAGUGAUCGAGCGCUACCCUGCAGGAAACAAUGAUAACGAGCGCCUGGCGAUUGCUAGACAGCGAAUUCCAUAUCGACUUGGUCGAGUAGUUGAUGAAUGGCUACUCGACAAAGGGCGUCAGCUCACAAUCUUCAAUAGCCAAGCAACCAUAAUAAUUGGCGGGAAAGAGCAGGGCCAGCCCUUCCAGGGCCAGCUCUCUGGGCUUUACUACAAUGGCUUGAAAGUUCUGAAUAUGGCAGCCGAAAACGAUGCCAACAUCGCCAUAGUGGGAAAUGUGAGACUGGUUGGUGAAGUGCCUUCCUCUAUGACAACUGAGUCGACAGCCACUGCCAUGCAAUCAGAGAUGUCCACAUCAAUUAUGGAGACUACCACGACCCUGGCUACUAGCACAGCCAGAAGAGGAAAGCCCCCGACAAAAGAACCCAUUAGCCAGACCACAGAUGACAUCCUUGUGGCCUCAGCAGAGUGUCCCAGUGAUGAUGAGGACAUUGACCCCUGUGAGCCGAGCUCAGCCAACCCAACCCGAGCAGGCGGCAGAGAGCCGUACCCAGGCUCAGCAGAAGUGAUCCGGGAGUCCAGCAGCACCACGGGUAUGGUCGUUGGGAUAGUAGCUGCUGCCGCCCUGUGCAUCCUUAUCCUCCUCUAUGCCAUGUACAAGUACAGAAACCGGGAUGAAGGCUCAUACCAUGUGGACGAGAGUCGAAACUACAUCAGUAACUCAGCGCAGUCCAAUGGGGCUGUCGUAAAGGAGAAACAACCCAGCAGUGCGAAAAGCGCCAACAAAAAUAAGAAAAACAAGGAUAAAGAGUAUUAUGUCUGAUCCCAAGAUCUUAAAUGGACACUUGUAUAGAAAUAGUCUUCAUUUUAUCUGAGACAUAAUAUAAACUUAUUUACUUUCCUUUUUAUGAAGCACAUACAAAAGAAGACAGGGAAUGCAAUCAGGAAGGAAAGACUUUUUAAAAAAUAAAAACAAGUAUCUCAUGCUCUUGUUUCUCAAAAAAGAAAAACAAAAAACAAAAAGUAGGGGCCAAUAAAUUCCCUAACAUCCACAGUGUUUUCAUUUACUCUGCUUGUCUUUAUGUUGCUGGAACAUUUCUAAAAGACAGUGAUGACCGCACGCAUUCAUAAAGCAAAGGAGUAUUACAGCAUCAAGGCACAACACAGAAACCAACACAAAGCAUAACACAAAAAAGAAGCUACCUAUGAUCCUGGAUUUAGCCAAAGUGCUAGCGCUUUCCUGAGAAGUCAGUUAGUCCAAUUGCCAGAGAAGACUGUCCUUUUGAGUGACUCAACCUGCAAACCUUUAAGAGUUUGCCGCCUGGUGCAACUGGAGCAGUGGUUGGAACUUGCAUUUGAAACAAAGUGCUGGCUUUUUUGAAGACUUGUGUAGGAACACAUUCAAAAAGCCCCUUUCUGGUUGUGAGAGAGGAAAAAAAGUAUGGAGGCCUUAUUUUCAAAAAUGUGAAAUAUAAGGCACAUUUUCACACAAAAUUUCAAAACAAAAACAAGAGGGCAUAGAUGCAAUCAUUGGGAAAUUUUCAUGCACGCUUAUUAUGUUAUUACAUAUGUUUAUAUAAAAUCCAUCUCUGUGUGCUUUCUGGACUGUGAUAAGUGACGUUUUAUAGCCUGUUGUAUAGAAAAUGCAAAAUAUAUCUCUGCUCUUCAGCCAUUUUUGGUAAAUUCAAUGUUAUAAGUGUUGCUAAGUAUAGGGAGUUUUAUGACAUCAGAGCAACAAUUAUUUCAUUUGGUUUUUUUUUUCUUUGCCACCAUUAUAAAUUGCCACAAUUACUUACUUUUAUUUUUUAAAGAAAUUACAGUGUAGUGUUUAUUCUAAGGAAGAUAUGUAUGAAUGUAUAUAAAAAGACUCAGCUACUUUUUUUCUUAUAUGUACAGCCUUCAUUCUGUUGCAAUUGAGUUUUAGUACUUGUAUGAAAGGUGUGAAUUAGAAAGUCAAAUAUAUACAUAUGUAUCUUAUAAUCUUUUCUCCCUGAAAUACAUUCCCACAUACAUUCACUAUUUUCACACACACACACACACACACACACGAAUCCACAGCAAUCCAUCAGAUGUACUAGAAGAUCCAAACGUGCAUACAGUAGCAAAUAUUUAUUGACAUAUUGAAAAGCAGGAAGGAAGAGGGUUGUGCCAAGGUAUUGACGACAAAUGGGGUGAUUUGCUUCAUUGAGAUCUUGCUCCCAGGUAACCCCAAGAAGAUUUUAGUCCCUAAUGAAAUGAACCUUUCCUUAUCAAAUAGAAUAUCACUGAUAUACUGCUGCAUGAAUAAGAACCAUUAUGUGGGCAGGUUAUGGAAGCAAAAUUGAUUAAUCUACACCUUAACUCUGGCUGCUGCAAUUGAAAACUUUCUUUCUAGUAAAGUAAUAUAUAUAUUCUCUGAAUCUGAUGUGCAUGAUGAACAUUUCUGGAAAGUAAACAUUUUCUCAACUAAGAAAGUAUUUUUCAGUAAUUUUUUAUUCUGUAUUACCCAUUUAAGAAAAUCAUUCUCUGUUAAUUAUUGACUAUGUUUUAACUUUUCUGGUUUUACAUAUAUAUCAUUAAAUAUAGUUUUAGUUUAACACAUUAAGUAGUAGAAAAGUAUAGAGUAUACACUUGUUUUUGCAUAUUAUUCACUGAUGUUCACAGCAAUAAAUUAUUAAUAUGAGAAGGUAGUGCAAAAGAAAUGCAUUAUUAGAUUGCAAGUUGAUGCUUCAGUAAAAAUUGGUUGCAUUACUUGAAUACCUUCUAAAAGAGCGAUAAUAAAUUUUGUAGAAGAGAAGAAUACCUUUACAAUUAGCUUUAAUCAGCAAAGGCAAAAAAUGCAAAACAUCUUUUGUGAUACUUUAGUUGAUGAAAAAAAGCCAAGAAGUGGCCUGGAUUUCAGAUAUACAGCACCUUAGAAAUAUGUAUAAUUCAUAGCAAAUCACCACUAUCUAUGGAUGCCAAGUAAUUGUUGUGAAAGAAUCUUAAUGGCUUUUUAUGACCCAGAAAGUAGAAGGUAUACAAUGAAAAUUUAAUAUCCAUUACUUCUUUUCUAGAUUUUCUUUUUUUUUUAAUUUGCCACAUUAAAGAAUUCAUGAGUCUUUUCUUUUCCCCUGUCUCAUUCAGUCUUACUCAGGGAAAGCCAGUAAAAUAAGAAGGGAAGUGUAAAACUACUAAUUUACAGCUUGAAGGUUUUUUGUUUUGUUUUGUUUUGUUUUGUUUUUAAGGUUGCUUUUCUAUUUUAUCUAUUAAGCUUGAACCAGUUUCCAUCUGGAUAGAUUCUAAAAUAUAAUAGAAAAUAAAUUGAAUAAUGGUAAUUUUAAGCAGUAUAUCUAUGAAAUGUGUUGUUUGGGAUUGAUUUCAAUGUUUCUCCCCAGCAUAAAUUCUAAAGUUACAUGCAAUGAUAUAGUUUAUUAUCAGUAAGAUUAUUUCUAAUAUUAUUGGCUUACACAAACUCACUCUAGCAAAACUUAUUUUUUUCCUGAAUGGAAAAAGAAAAGAGGGGAACAGAGUUAGAAGGAGAAAAUGACUUGAAUCCCAAGUAUCUUCAUACCAAACAUAUCAGGGUUCCAUGCAUAGUUUGCAGUUGAUUGAGGAUUUCACACUACUUGGCAUAAAUUUCAUUACAUCUCUAGACUGUAACUUUUCUGAUUGAUUAUGCUUCUUUUUUAUCCAUGUAAUGUAUUGCCUUUUUUAAAACAACAAAUACUACAAUAAUGUGUGAAGUGGUCAAUCCCUAAAACAUCAAAGACAGGCCACAAAACCCUACCCUUCUAGUGCUUUGUGUGAUUGGGUAUCUAAGGGGUUUUCUUCUUCUUUUUUUAUUUGUUUGUUUUUCUGUUGCAAGGCCAAUUUAUCCAUUAUUGGAAAUGCUAAGCAAGUGGAACUUACUGUUUUGUUAAUAAAAUAUUUCUUAAUACAA
Molecule: messenger RNA, 9063 nt
Organism: Macaca mulatta (Rhesus monkey)
Lineage: Eukaryota; Metazoa; Chordata; Mammalia; Primates; Cercopithecidae
Source: RefSeq, a predicted model, not a curated record